AUGACAACACAUGCAACAACACCGCUUGAUAUUCGUCACCCUCCUCAUCAUACAUUAUAUAGCAAUCGAACUUAUGCUCGUACAACAACAACAACAGCAGCAACACGUUCAUCAAUUGUAAAUCGACCAUUUCAUUCAUGUUUAAAAAAAUUCCCACCUAUAAAUAUAUGUGAAAAUCUUUUAUAUGAUGUAGCAAUAGCUGGUGAUAUUGGAUCAGCUACAUCAUCAUCGUAUAUUAAUAGUAACGAACAUUAUGAUAAUACAUUUACAAAUACUUAUGAUAAUCCAAUUCAAUAUUUUGAAAACUAUCCUUCUAAAUCAAUUGAUAUUGUUCAAAAAAGUUUAACUGAUCUUCCACAUUCUAAUGAGAAUUUUUAUGAUCAUGCUAAAGACGAGCAUGAUGAUGAAAAUUGUUCAACAACUACUGCUCGUAGCACAUCACCUGUUCUUUUUUAUUUGGAAAAUAAAAAUUUAGCUAUAUGUGCAUGUAUUAUCUCACUUCUUUUAUUAUUACUUAUUGGUCUCGGAAUUUUUUUAUUAAAUAAACUUAUUCGUCCUGUUAUUAUUAAUACUACAGUAAACAAUCAUUAUGGUAUAAUGAAUAUGUCGAAUACAACAACAACAACAACAAUAACGACAACAACACCAAUAACGACAACAACACCAAUAACAACAACUACAUUAAUUUCAUCUCGUUCAACGAUUUCUAAACCAUUCGUAAUGUUAUUAAGACGAUCAUCCAUCGAUAUUUUAACAACAACUACUAGCACAUUAAUAAAAGACAAUUUUGAUUUGCCUUGUCCACCCAAUCGUUGGGGAAGAAUAUGCCAGUAUAUGUGUAAACCAUGUGGUCUCGGUGUAUGCCAUCAGACUACAGGUAAUUGUAUUUGUCCAGAAGAUAUGUAUGGGGAAUUUUGUGAUUUAUGGAAAGUUAAUGAUAAACCAAAACGUGGCGAUAUGAUGAGUUGA
Rotaria sordida is the source of this 969-nucleotide messenger RNA. The record is from the annotation of a GenBank genome assembly. NCBI's taxonomy places the organism in Eukaryota, Metazoa, Rotifera, Eurotatoria, Philodinida, Philodinidae.